Anoplopoma fimbria (sablefish) is the source of this 1962-nucleotide messenger RNA. It is a transcript of the gene slc24a3, whose product is annotated as solute carrier family 24 member 3. Gene Ontology annotation, molecular function: calcium, potassium:sodium antiporter activity; calcium channel activity. Gene Ontology annotation, cellular component: membrane. Lineage: Eukaryota; Metazoa; Chordata; Actinopteri; Perciformes; Anoplopomatidae. Gene Ontology annotation, biological process: calcium ion transmembrane transport; intracellular calcium ion homeostasis. The record is from RefSeq and is a predicted model, not a curated record.
AUGGCCCGCGUGGUGGUCGAAGGGAUGCCGGAGACGGCCGCCGGAGCAGGAGGAGGAGGAGGAGGAGGAGGAGUGAUGCUGAACCGACGGAGGAGCAAAGCCAGACGGAGGAAGCGAAAGGAGUUGUUCGCCAUCCAGAUGUGCUUUGCGGGGGUGCUGCUGGGGCUCGUUGUGGGGUUCAAGUCCGCGGCACAGAAAGCAGGAUAUCACGUUUCCAGCUUCGUGGGCGAGGAGGAGAGGUGGGACAGCCGUCACCUCCUGCAAGAGGUCUACGACAACGAGUCCAAGCUCUACUUGGAGCCCCAAAAGAACUGCACGGAACCAGCAAUCCACGAGUUCCCCAGGGAUUACUUCACCUACCAGGAGCGUGUUGAUGGAGCUGUAGGCCUUCAUGUCCUCUGUGCGGUCUACAUGUUCUAUGCCCUGGCCUUGGUGUGCGAUGACUAUUUCGUCCCCUCUCUGGAGAAGAUUUGCGAGCGUCUCCAACUGAGUGAGGAUGUCGCAGGUGCAACCUUUAUGGCAGCGGGCAGUUCAGCUCCUGAACUGUUCACCUCUGUCAUUGGAGUUUUCAUCACAAAAGGUGACGUCGGGGUCGGCACCAUCGUGGGCUCGGCCGUUUUCAACAUCCUCUGCAUUAUUGGAGUGUGUGGGAUAUUUGCCGUCCAGACAAUACAUCUCACCCGCUGGCCUCUGCUCAGAGACUCUACGUACUACACCUUGUCAAUCUCUGCUCUUUUAGUGUUCAUAUAUGACGAAAAAGUAGUGUGGUGGGAAGCUCUCACUUUGAUUCUGAUGUACUUCGUCUACAUUUUGAUCAUGAAGAUGAACUCCCACAUUGUUCGUUUUAUUGAGAGGCGGAAGAAGAGCUCGCCCGGUUUGAGGAACGGAGCGGCCAAUAACGCCGAGAUAGACGAUGGCUGUGAUGCUACCUCUGUUCUACUGAAGAAAGCAAACCACCACAGGAAGCCUUCGGUGCUGAUGGUGGACGAGCUACUGUCGGCGUACCCCCACCAGCUGUCCUUCUCUGAGGCUGGCAUGAGGAUCAUGAUCACCAGCCACUUCUCCCCAAGAACCCGCCUCACCAUGGCUUCCCGGAUGCUCAUCACUGAGAGGCAGCGUCUCAUCAACACGCGGACUUUGACCAACGGCGAUUCCGACGUUCCAGUCAAAGGAGGAAGUAGGCGGGGCAUAGAAAACGGGCUGUCCGGGGCCGAGAGGGGUGGAGGCGUUCGCCGCGAUGACCGGGAGGCUGGCAACGAGACGGAGAACGAGGACAACGAGAACAACGAGAAUGACGAGGAGGAAGAAGAGGAGGAAGGAGGUGGACCCUUAGUACCCUUCCAGUGCCCAGCGGGUGCGUGUAACAAGCUGAAGUGGCUGCUGGCCUGGCCUCUGUGCCUGAUGCUGUACUUCACGGUCCCCAACAGCUCCGCGCCUCGCUGGGACAACUACUUCAUGCUGUCCUUCGUCUGCUCCACCCUUUGGAUCGCCGCUUUCUCCUACGUCAUGGUCUGGAUGGUAACAGUGAUAGGCUUCACAUUCGGCAUCCCAGAUGUCAUCAUGGGCAUCACCUUCCUGGCAGCCGGCACCAGCGUGCCUGAUUGCAUGGCCAGCCUAAUAGUGGCAAGACAAGGAAUGGGAGACAUGGCCGUGUCCAACUCCAUCGGCAGCAACGUCUUUGACAUCUUGGUGGGGCUUGGCCUCCCCUGGGCCCUGAAGACCCUGGCUAUCAACUACGGCUCCGAUAUCAAACUAAACAGCAAAGGACUGAUCUUCUCCGUGGGUCUCCUGCUGGCGUCCGUGUUUCUAACUGUCCUGGGAGUUCACCUCAACAAGUGGACUUUGGACAAGCGCCUGGGUUUCAUGUGUCUCCUCCUCUACUCCGUCUUCCUGUGUUUCUCCUGCCUGAUCGAGUACAACAUCUUCACCUUUGUCAACCUGCCAACCUGCCGGGAUGUCUGA